Molecule: messenger RNA, 1671 nt
Organism: Aspergillus chevalieri
Lineage: Eukaryota; Fungi; Ascomycota; Eurotiomycetes; Eurotiales; Aspergillaceae
Product: transcription factor domain-containing protein
Exons: 4
Coding region: 1-1671 (556 amino acids)
Biological process (GO): DNA-templated transcription
Cellular component (GO): nucleus
Molecular function (GO): zinc ion binding; DNA binding
Source: RefSeq, a predicted model, not a curated record
AUGGGCUCCAGUGAUGAUGACCCCCAAAUUGCGUCCUCCAACCCGGUUGCUUCUCUAUCUCCGUCCACCCUCAUCAGCGCCUGUGAUACCUACCGUAAGAAAUUUCCUGUAGCGAACUUUCUUCACUACCCGUCACUUAUUGCCAACAUCUCGACCAAUCCCUCUUCUGUGGACCCGGUUUUCGUGGCCGCAUUGCUCUCCCUCUGUGCCCGCUUCCUCCCGGAGCAUAAUCUGGAUUCUGGCGAAACAUAUGCAGAAUAUGCACGAUCCGAGCUGGCUCACAAGGCCUUCGAAUCUCCUUCACUAUCCCUGGCACAAUCUUCGGUGAUGCUUGUAUUCUAUGAGUGGGGGUCGGGGCGCCCAUAUAAAGCGUGGAUGUAUAGUGGAAUGGCAACUUAUAUGAUACAGUCGCUGUUAAAGACAGCGGACGAUAGUAUGGAGCACAAUCCAGAUGAAUUUCAUGCUUCUCAAAUCCAGUAUGAGCAGCUUGUCCGCACGUAUUGGGUCUGCUUUGCUCAAGAUUGCGAGCUAAGCUCAGGAGCUCGUCAGCACUUUGCCCUAUCCUUUCGUCAUAUUUCUGUCCCCCUACCGGUUAGCGAUUAUGAUUAUAAUUUCGGCCGCCGGGGACCACCUAGAUUGAUGCCCGCUGAUCUUACUCGAGGCUCCCCGCUGUGCGUGAAAUUGACUAUCGAACACGGCCUGACGGUCGUAACGCGCGGCUUCGAUAUAUUCGUGCGCAUCUUACGUUUUGCUAAUGAGAGUCGUCGCGGUCGAGUCUCGUUAACGACGACGGCGCUAUCAUCACCACAGCAAACCUGGCAAGUCCUUAAAGAAGAGCUAGAUGAAUGGAGGUCCCUGCAAGACUCGACUCUUCAAUACCCGGCUACCAGCGUUCAGGUGCAUGUUGCUCUCGGAUAUGGGGAGCUCUUUGCUUAUAUCAACCUGAUUUAUUUCAUGAGCAUCCUCUUCCUUUAUCGGGAUCAGCUUUUGUCUAGCUUAAAGCAAAUCCAUGAUCCACGCCACGAUCCUCAGUCUUCAACUAGCUUAGACGGGACCACUUGGAGCGAAGGUGCCAUUGACCGUCUCUUUGAAGCAGCACAGAAUAUUGGAGGUAUUUUAUCAGUUCUGCAAACCUGUUCAGCGCCUGUUAUCACACCAUAUGCCGGGUUCAGCGUCUUUGUAGCUGCCCAUAUCAAUAUGUACGGAACUGUAUCACCACUGCAAUAUCCGGGUGGACAGGGACGCGCAGAGAAAGAGAAAAAAGCUAAUUUCUCAUAUCUUGAGCGGCUGUGCGAAUUCUGGCCGGUCGGCCACAACUGGUGGCGGGCUGCACAGGACGCAAACAAGUUCUACGAAACGGCUAGGAAUAACCAGGAGCAUGCCCUUUCAGGCGACCGCCCUGGUCAUAUAACGCUGGCAGGGACUCUAGAUGAAUACGGGGAUAUACGGUCUUCUCGUCCGCGGAAUGAGACGUCCUCGAAUACGAGCCACAUUACGCUGCCCAGGGGCCAGACUGACUCUCCUACUCAAACACGCUUACCGUUUAAUGACCAGUUUAUAUUGGACGCUCAAGAAUUGGAGACGGAUAUGUUGCAAUGGCCAUUUAUCGAUGAGACUUGGUCAUCUGGGUUUGAUACGGGGUUUGACGCUGCGUGGCCUAAUUUUGGCUAA